AGGCCUCCAGGCUACCUAUCCGGACCUUUGCAUCUGGUCCCACGAAUUCGAUGCGCGGUGCGGCAUUCCUUGCACGCAUGGACGGUUCUUCGGAGUUCACUUCACACCAAGGGAAAUCCACCAUAGUAGUCGACAUCGGCGGCACCACGACAGAUGCUGGCGUUCUACUUCCUUCCGGAUUUCCACGGCAAGCAGCCGCUUUCAUUGAGAUUGGUGGAGUUCGCACAAACUUCUCGAUGGCUGACGUGCAGUCUAUCGGACUUGGCGGAGGCUCUCGGGUCAAGAUUCACCAGACUGAGACAGGCGAUGCCGUUACGGUCGGUCCUGACUCUGUCGGACAUAACCUGACACGAGACGCAAAAGUGUUUGGCGGCGACGUCCUCACCGCGACUGACGUCGUAGUUGCUGACGGUACGGUGGAAAUAGGCGAGAAUGUACGAGUCGCAGAUAUCUCUUCGGACGUUAUACAGAAGUCCAGGGACGCCAUCAAGCGGCUCCUCGAACGUAUUGUUGAUAAGAAUGAAAACUUCUCCAGAAGAUGCAACGCUGCUCUUAGUCGGCGGUGGAAGUAUCAUCGCUCCUGACACAUUGAAUGGUGUCUCGCAGAUUAUUCGCCCACCGUUCUUCGACGUUGCAAAUGCCGCCGGUGCAGCAAUGGCCAAAGUCGCGGGAGAGAUAGAUACUAUAGAGAUUUUGCAGGACCGGAACAUUGACGACGUCAUAGAAGCCAUCAAAGCUCAAGCAAUAGACAAGGCAAUCCGUUAUGGCGCAAAGCCUGAAACAAUUAAGAUCAUCGAAGUCA
Molecule: messenger RNA, 802 nt
Organism: Phanerochaete carnosa HHB-10118-sp
Lineage: Eukaryota; Fungi; Basidiomycota; Agaricomycetes; Polyporales; Phanerochaetaceae
Exons: 4
Coding region: 51-584 (177 amino acids)
Biological process (GO): glutathione metabolic process
Cellular component (GO): cytosol
Molecular function (GO): 5-oxoprolinase (ATP-hydrolyzing) activity
Source: RefSeq, a predicted model, not a curated record